UAAGCGACCGCGUACUGAUUUGGCCGUUCCAAAAUGUUGCUCAUCUUGACGCUAAUACUCGCCACCGUUGGUUACUUCCUGUUCAACUACCAUCGCCAAAGGCAGAAACUGUUGCAAAUUAAAUCACAUUUCGAUGGACCGGAUGCGCACUAUUUUUGGGGAACGUUCCCCAUGUUCAUCGGCAAAAGUAUUCCGGACAUUUGGGACAUCAUAACAGACUUGCACAAGAUCCAUGGUGAGGACAUUGCUAUCAUGGCGGCCUUUAACGAAUUGGUACUGGAUCUGUCCAGCUCGAAGAACGUAGAGAAGGUGCUGUUGGCGAAAUCGAUCAAGAAGUCGUUUGCGUAUGACUUUUUGGAACCCUGGCUGGGUACUGGAUUGCUCAUUUCCACUGGAGAGAAAUGGUUCCAGCGGAGGAAGAUCAUCACUCCUACGUUCCAUUUCAAGAUGCUGGAAGGGUUCUUGGAUGUGUUCAACAAGGAGGCAGAUAUUUUGGUGUCCAAAUUGAAGAGCAAAGCCGGAAAGGAGGAGUUCAACAUAUACGACUAUGUGACACUGUAUGCGUUGGAUAGUAUAUGCGAAACCUCAAUGGGUGUGCAGAUCAACGCGCAGGACGACCCAGAGAACGAGUACGCCACGGCCGUCAAACAGAUGAGCACGUUCAUCUUGCGAAGAAUUUUCAGCAUUCUUCGCUCCUUUCCGUCACUAUUCUUCCUGUAUCCAUUUGCCAAGGAGCAGAAGAAAGUCAUUUUGAAGCUGCAUAAUUUUACCAACACUGUGAUUGACGCGAGAAGGAAAAUGCUGGAAAACGAAAAGGCCAAUCAGAAGGUAUCUUUCGAUCUUCAAGAGGAGGACAUGUACUCCAAGCGAAAAAUGACCUUUCUGGAUCUGCUGCUGAAUGUUACCGUCGAUGGGAAGCCCCUGAGCCGGGAAGACAUUCGCGAAGAAGUGGAUACGUUCAUGUUUGAAGGGCACGAUACGACAACCUCGGGUAUUUCGUUUACGCUGUGGCAUUUGGCCAAGUACCAAGACGUUCAGCAAAAGUUGUACGAGGAAAUCGAUCGGAUUUUGGGCAAGAAUAAGGUAAGCGCUCAGCUGACAAACCUACAGAUUCAGGAGUUGGAAUAUCUGGACAUGGUCGUCAAGGAGUCCUUGCGGUUGAUUCCUCCAGUUCCCAUCAUCGGACGCACCCUGGUUGAAGAUAUGGAAAUGAAUGGCAUCACCAUUCCAGCGGGGACGACCAUCUCCAUCAAGAUUUACAACAUUCACCGUAAUCCGAAAAUUUGGCCCAACCCGGACGAGUUCAUUCCGGAGCGAUUCUCCAAGACGAACGAGAGCAAACGAGGUCCGUACGAUUUCAUCCCAUUCAGUGCCGGAUCUAGGAACUGCAUCGGCCAGCGAUACGCCAUGAUGGAGUUGAAAGUUACGAUCAUCAAACUGCUGGCCUGUUACAAAGUACUACCGGGCGAUUCGAUGGACAAGCUGCGAUUCAAGACCGAUCUGGUUAUUCGGCCGGAUGACGGUAUUCCGAUCAAGUUGGUUGAAAGGGUUUGAUGGAUAAAUAAAA
Ochlerotatus camptorhynchus is the source of this 1567-nucleotide messenger RNA. Its product is annotated as cytochrome P450 4d1-like. The transcript is spliced from 4 exons. Lineage: Eukaryota; Metazoa; Arthropoda; Insecta; Diptera; Culicidae. Gene Ontology annotation, molecular function: oxidoreductase activity, acting on paired donors, with incorporation or reduction of molecular oxygen; iron ion binding; heme binding. The record is from RefSeq and is a predicted model, not a curated record. Bases 34 to 1554 code for a protein of 506 amino acids.